Ochotona curzoniae (black-lipped pika) is the source of this 1823-nucleotide messenger RNA. RefSeq names its product sirtuin 4 (gene SIRT4). The coding region runs from base 309 to 1253 and encodes 314 amino acids. The record is from RefSeq and is a predicted model, not a curated record. The transcript has 4 exons. NCBI's taxonomy places the organism in Eukaryota, Metazoa, Chordata, Mammalia, Lagomorpha, Ochotonidae. Gene Ontology annotation, molecular function: NAD-dependent protein lysine deacetylase activity; NAD+ binding.
UCUACCGCACCAGGCCCAAAGGCUUCUGUCUUAAAUAUUAUGAAAGCUUCUGCUAACAUCAUCUUGAGUGCCAUAUUUUGCACUCAGGACACCAAUACAGAGAGGCUCACUUACCUCUUAUUCUGAAAGGUUGACGACAGGGGUCGCUGCUGAGUGAACCGAGUCCCUUCAGGGUGAGACCCUGAGGAUGGUGGGACUUGUAGUUUUCUUUGCAUCACCCCAGCGGCGCGGACUACACUUCCCAGAAUGCCAGUACAGGAGGCGGUCUUGCAGUUCGGCGUCAAGUGUCCCCUUUGAGCUGCGAAAGAAUGUGGGUGAGCUGUGGGUUGACCAUCCGCUCAGGCAAAGGCCUUUGGGUCACCAAUGUCAGCCGGCCAUGUUCGCAUGUAUCUGCCGAGUUAUUUGUGCCUCCAAGUCCUCCUGUGGAUCCUGAGCAGGUCAGAGAGUUACAGCGCUUCGUCAGCCUUUCCAAGAAAGUCCUUGUAAUGACCGGGGCAGGGAUCUCCACGGAGUCGGGGAUUCCAGACUAUCGGUCCGACAAGGUGGGACUCUACGCACGCACCAACCGGAGGCCUAUCCAGCACAUCGACUUUGUACGCAGUGCUCCGGUCCGCCAGCGGUACUGGGCCAGAAACUUCGUGGGCUGGCCUCAGUUUUCUUCCCACCAGCCAAACCCUGCUCACUGGGCUUUGAGCAACUGGGAGAAGCUCGGCAAGCUGCACUGGUUGGUGACUCAGAAUGUGGAUGCCUUGCACACCAAGGCAGGGAGUCAGCGGCUGACAGAGCUCCAUGGAUGCAUGCACAGGGUCCUGUGCUUGGAGUGUGGUGAGCAGACUCCCCGGGGGCUGCUGCAGGAGCGCUUCCAAGCCCUGAACCCCCAAUGGAGUGCUGAGGCCCACGGCCUGGCUCCUGAUGGUGACGUCUUUCUCUCCGAGGAGCAGGUGCAGAGCUUCCACGUGCCGACCUGCAUCCGAUGUGGAGGUCCUCUGAAACCAGAUGUUGUUUUCUUUGGGGACACUGUAAACCCUGACAAAGUUGAUUUUGUGCACAGGCGUGUAAAAGAAGCUGAUGCCCUCUUGGUGGUGGGCUCAUCCUUGCAGGUGUACUCUGGUUAUAGGUUUAUCCUCACGGCUCAGGACAAGAAGCUACCAAUCGCAAUACUGAACAUUGGGCCUACACGGUCAGAUGACCUGGCAUGUCUAAAGCUGAAUGCUCGCUGUGGACAACUGCUGCCUUUAAUAGACCCGCACUGAGCGCAGCCCGAUGUUCCUGAUCCACAACAAGACCUUUCAAUGCAAAUCUGCUGCUAAAGGUAAAUGCCUUCCCAGGUUCCAGUUCCAUGUGACAGAGUAGUGGGGUGUUCUAACAAAACAGAGAGGGCCCUAGGCUUCUUAAUGGGUAGCCACUCUGAAUUCAAACUGAUUUCCUAAUGUACAUCAAGCUGUAGUGUGUGAAGGACUAAUGUUUUCAAAUUCUAGACACGGCACAUAUAUAUUUAAAAUAUUAAGUGUUCUAGGAUCUGCCCUUUUUUUCUGUUUUUAAAAAAGUAACAGCUUCAUAAGAGGUGUUAUUCAUAUAUCGUAAGGCUUACUCUUGAAAUAGGUACAACUGACUGGUUUUAUUACACUCACAAAGUCAUACGGUGAUCAGCACUAACUCACGAACACGUUCGCCAGCCCAGGGAGAGAGCCCGUGCCCAGCGGCAGGCAUUCCGCACCCCCAGCCCUGCAACAGCUCAUCUUAUGGACUCAUAAAGCACGCGAGCCCUGUGUCUGGUGUCUGCACUUCGCACAGUAUAUUCCAGGUUCAUCCAGACUCUAAAA